This is a messenger RNA of Eriocheir sinensis (Chinese mitten crab), 8000 nucleotides long. Its product is annotated as FK506-binding protein 5-like. The transcript is spliced from 16 exons. The record is from RefSeq and is a predicted model, not a curated record. The coding region runs from base 660 to 4616 and encodes 1318 amino acids. NCBI's taxonomy places the organism in Eukaryota, Metazoa, Arthropoda, Malacostraca, Decapoda, Varunidae.
UGUGCUUGUCUUAUUGUUAGAAGGCCCCAAGAAGGGUUAAUGAGCAGGAGGAGGAGGAGGAGCCAGGGCCAUGAGCCAAGCCAAGACAGCCAUUCUCAAACUCCUAGGCGCCCAAGUACACCUAUUUAACAAGACUUUCAUGGGUGUUUAGGGCAUUUCCAGGGGUAGUUUCAUGGUCUGAGUGGUAGUUUGAUCCUUCCUUUAUAUCAUGACCCUAAAAAAAUUGUCUAGAGAACCUGAUUUGUCUCCCUCUUUGCCUUUAUAAAUUGUGGGUGUGAGAAUUGGAGGUGUCUGUGUAUACCAGGCCAGAGGGAGGAGGCACAAGACAUCUGUUAAAAUCUAUCUUUCAUGGGUGAUUAGGGCAUUUCCAGGGGUAGUUUAUUGGUCUGAGUGGUAGUUUGAUCCUUCCUCUGUAUCAUGACCCUAAAAAGGCAGUCUUAGGAACAUGAUUUGUCUCAUUUUUAGCCUUUAGAAUUAGUGGGUGUGAGAAUUGGAGGUGUCUAUAUUAAGAAUCCCAAUCUCUAGACCUUCCUGCCCCUUCCCACCUCUCCACUUGUCAGAUAUUCUUCUCUUCCUCUCUCUCUUCUACCCCUUUCCUUGCACACCUUCACACCUGCUUCUUUCAUCACCCUGCCCCGGUUUUUAGUUCCCUUGCAAAGAUGGUGGUGAAACAGACCCCAUCCCACCAUUUGGAAGUACAGCAAAGGGUGGUUGAUAUAUGUGGAAAUCAUAUGAAGGGCAAAGAAAUAACAAGGGGCACCCGCCGCACCCCCGGGAUGUCCAACCCCAAGCACGAUCGGGACAGUGAUCGGGAGUCCCUCACUGACUGGACUCUGGUGGACCGAGAAGGCGAUGCAGAUAAGACAACACAAGAAGCCGCAGGAAAAGAUGAUGCCAAGGACAAGGACAGUGGGGAGUCAAAGUCUUCUCCAGCCAGAAAAGAGAGCAAGAAGGAGAAGGAGAAGGACGAUGACAAGGAGAAGAAAGAGUCUGGUGGUGGCACUGAGGAAGAGGAGGGAGAAGAGCUCUCUGAGGACCUCAUCUCUAUGGGCAAGAAGGUGCAAGAGAUAAAGGGUGAGUCCGUCAAGGCAUCCUCAGGCUCAGACUCCAGUGAUAUUGAGACUCUGGAUUGCCCCAGCCCUGAUGAUUGUUAUGAGGACAGCACCCAGAGCUACAGCUCCCUCCACUCCUCCCUCCUCUCCUCCCUUGGCGGUUUUACCUUUGUAGAAGAAGCAGAUGAGGCUGAUAUUGAGAGCCUUGGCAGCAGCGAUGUCAUGGUGCUGGACCAGGAGGGGAAGGCGCUUGAUGAGGAGACGGACCUGUCCCUUGCGUCUUCACCCUCCCUGCCCGAAGACCUGCCUGCCAUCAAGCCAGACACCCAGUACCGACACACUCCACAGCGGGACCUGAACAGCCGGCUGAAUGUGGUGGUAGCGCUGACGUUGGCCUGCGUGUUGGGCCUUGGGUUGGGGCACUUCCUGGGACUAGUGGCUCUGUCAGGAGAUGAAACAUCAAAAGGGUGGUCAAGCCGCUCCAUGUGGCAGGAAAACCUCAACUCUGCUCAGGUACGUAGGUUGCGAGAGCUUCAAGAUGACUUGCUGUCCUGCAUAAACUCACCCCCCGAGGUAGAGCCGGAGUCAGGGGGACCAGAGUACCUCCCAGCCACCACAUUCAUUCCCGUCCUGGCCGAGGCAGAGGCUGAGAGUACCCCAAAUGUGGAGACCUUUGUGGAGUCCCUUGUGGUGCCCUUGGAGGAGGCUGGGGUGGUACUUGGCUCUGGACAGCAGCAGCACCACCACCAGGGAGAAAUCCAUCACACGUACCACAGACACGUACACACAGAGUCAAUGGAGCCCACAUUUGCAACCCUCGACCUCCUGUACGGCUCAUCGGACCCUGCUCCUGCUAUACCUCGGGAGCAGGAAGCCAGGAUACACUCUGGUCUCCCUGAACUUUCUUCGGCUACCACUGCACCAGAGGAUGAAAUAGUCUAUCCUUUACCUCAACCUGUGCUACCUACAAAGACAGUGGAGCCGACCAUUAAUGAGGAGACAGCCCCCACAGCUUCCCCUAGUAACACCUUACCUCCCAUAGAGAUUAACCCAGAGCAUGAGAGCAUACCCACGGAGGAGCAGGAGCAGCAGCCCAUCGUUCAGUUUGCCAAGGUCUCAGAGGAGGAAGAUGUCCCCCCUCCUGUAACACUAGAGAACUCACAGAUCAUGGAGGCGCUGAAUGUGGAGAAUGAGGAGCUGAGUACUGAGAUAACUCGGCUUCAGCAUGAAAAUCUGUCUCCAAUUAAAAUCAGCGGGAAGGAUGGAAAGGACGCUAGAAACUUACGAGAGAGAAUCACACGGCUGCUGGAGGACAACGAGGAGCUGCGUGUGGCCGUCCUGAGGCAGCAGUUUGACGCCCUGCCGGAGGGAGACACCAAGGCCUUCAACGAUGCUCUCGCCACCAACUUCAAGCUCAGGGUGUCCGUCGGGAAGCUAACGCACCUUGUCCCUGAUCUCACUGCCCUGAAAGAGUCCGCCAAUGAUCUCCAGAAGGAAAAUCAGGAACUCCAGAAGCAAGUUGGAAAGCUGCGAUAUCAGGAGCAACCACUGCCUCAGGAGCUAAAUGUUGUGGCCAGGGAGGUGGAGAACUUGAAGAAGGUUGUUGAUGAAGCUUCAAAGAAAAAGAAAGUUCCCCCUAACUAUGAGAAUGCCAAGCUGUACCUCACCUACAUGUCUCAGGUCCUGCAGACUCUCCAUGAUUUCCAUGAGGGAGGCUUAGUGGAGAAGCUGGAUGUGGCCACUGAUGUGUUUGAGGGGCUCGUGCCUGGCAAUGUGAAGCCGUCUGCUUCUAUUCAGCAGAAGUUGCAUUCUGUGCGUGGCAAGUUCAGGCAGCUGAUGGCUUCUCUGGGGUCAAAGUGGGAGAAGAUAAAAGAGCUGAGUCGGCCCCAGCACCUGACCCAGGUGAGCCAAGACACCCUGGGCAAGAUGAACCGCGUGAUUGUUAAUGUGGUCAACAAGAUGAAGGACAUUGGGCAGGUCAGCAUCAUGAAGAGGGGCAAGGCCUCCCUGGAGAGCACAGCAGCCACCCUGGCCCAGAGCCUGGCUGCCCUUGGCGAACAGUUUGACAAGACCUGGAAGAACCUGGAGAGUGAAGUUGAAGCAGAAGAAAAAGGCAACAGUGACCAACUCUUGAUAGAAGUUGAAGACGAAGUCCAAACUGAGGAAGAGGAAACUGCUGUGGAGGAUACAGAAGGAGGUGCUGAGGACAGAGCGCCGAGAGAUGCAGGAGAUGAAGCCUCCAAGACCUCAACCAACGUCCCCAACAAGUCCAAGAAGGUAGCCGGUAAGAGUGGAGGAUCAGGUGGAGGAGGAAAAGGAGGAGGAGGAAAAGGAGGAGGAGGAGGAGGAAGAGGUGGCGGAAGAGAUGGAGGAGAUGACAAGACUGACCCCGAGGAAAAGGAAAGUACCGAGGAAAAGGCAGUGAAGAAAAAGGAAGAAAAACCCGAUGCCAGGCGUGACAGGUCGAGGAGGAGCCGAAAGAGCGAGAAGGAGGAGAAGAAGGAAAAGAAGGAGGAGCAGAAGGAGAAGAAGGCAAAGGAGAAGGAGGAGAAGGCGAAGAAGAAGAAGGAUAAGGAGAACAAGAAGUCGAAGAAGGAGAAAGACGAGAGCAAGAAGAGUAAAAAGAGCAAGGACAAGGAAGGGUCCAGCCAGAAGAAGGUUGAGGAACAGUCCAGAAAGAGUCCCGAGGAGGAUGAUAAGAGGUACCACAAGGGACAAUACAAUAAAUACGACAAGAAGCAGCAGCAGCACCUUGACGACGAAGAUGAUGAUGUUGAUACCGAUGACAGCAAAAGCGACGACGAGGGGAAACUCACGAGGAAACUCCACACGAAGAAACAUAUUCCCGACGAUGAUGACGAUGACGAUGAUGACGAUGAUGACAAGUACAAGCGAAAGCACCAACAGAAAGUGAUUCAAAAGGAUAACAAAUACGCUGAGGACGAUGAUGUUGAUGAUGAUGAUGAAGAAGACAAAAAGAAGGGGCUGCUGCGACACUGGGAGAAACCGUCGAGGAAAAACUACCGAAGGGAAUAUCCGGGCCCCAAAAAAGCCUUCAUCCGCAGACGGGGUAAGAAUUCAACUGUUAACUUUAGGGAUGAGGAUGGGGAGUGGAUGGGGAGGCGGGCAACGGGCAGGGAGGUAAGGCGGAAGGAGGAGAAAAAGGCGGACUGGGUAUUUGAACGAGCGAAGCACCGUAGUCACAAGAGGGAGGAGGAGCACAAGGCAGAGUGGCUGUUUGAGCGCGCCAGGGACAGGAAGGAGAAGCGGAUCGGAGGUGGAGUAGAGGAUCAGAGGGACGGGAAAUUGGGGAGUUACGAGAAAAAUGGCCACAACAAGCAUGAAGGUUACCAGGCUAAGCGACGCUAUGUUCGGUUUGACGACGAUGAUGAUGAUGAUGAUUUUGAUGAGAAGGAUUAUGAGUUCUACCAUCAGCACCACCACCAUCACCAUCACCACCAUGAGGAAAGGGGGAGAAGGGAGCACAAACACCAUGAUAAUAAGGGGAAGAGAGAAUGGGUUAUCCCGAACUUUAGUGCAACAGGGAAGACCUUCUACCAUUAGCCGAUACAAAAGGUGGUUCUCUCCCUUCCUCCCCCUCCCCUCUCUCCCCCGCUGAGCAGAUCACGCUGUAUACAUUUAGCUUCACUGUGUACUCGUGUAUAUGUAACGCCAUGAUGUACACAUGUAGCAUAAAUAGCAGUAGUAGCACUCAUCUCAUUAGUCAGCCGUGUGCUUAAAAGUCUAUCAUACCAGUUAAUCCCAAGCCACCGUUGCCAGAUUAUCGUACUCAAAGCCUCGUAUUUACCGACUUCUGAUCCUUAACUAUCACCGAAAAAACACCAAUAGUUAACCAUUUCAACAAUAACUACAAAUAAAUCAUGUUAUCGGGGUGGAGGAGAUAGUUUUUGGGUCGUAAAUCGGCAAAUCUAAGAGGCUGCGUACAGUGAUCUGGCAACAUUGUCCCAAGCCUUUCCAGCUGGACAUUAAGUCUUUGCAGCUUGCGUUAGUUUAUUUUUAGCUGCUAAAAAAUAAUUCCUAACUGUAGUAUGCAAGCACUGUUAACUUUGUAUUAUAGUUUCCCAUUCUUCCAUCAGGUAUAGUCAUCUAGUUCACACACCAGCCUUCCAUUCAUCACCCCACGCCUGGCCUCAUCACCACACCUCUUCAACCCACCACCACCUGGCUGGGACCACUAACAUUCAUUUACACACUCAUCAGAUCUUCACCAUCAGUGGCAGCACCCAAAAAAAAAAGUUCCUCAGCUUCCCUCACUCUAUUAAUUCUAAGACCUAUUUUUCUUUUCUCUUAGUACUUCAACUCCUAAAAAUAUCGUCCAUCCUCGCUGUAAUCUCUCCAUUUUUUAAAGCAGUUAUUGUUCCUUUCUCUGGUUCCUCAGUUUCCCUCAGUCUCUCUUAAUUCUAAGACCUAUUGUUGUUCCUUUCUCUUAGUACCUCAACUCCUAAAAAUAUUGUCUCUGCUUGCUGCAAUCUCUCCAUUUUUUAAAGCAGUUACUGUUCCUUUCUCUGGUUCCUCAGCUCCUACAAACAUCCUCAGCUUCCCUCAGUCUCUCCAAUUAUGAAACCAAUUAUUCUUCCUCACUUUUAGUACCUCAGCUUCUACAAAUAUCCUCUCAGCUCCUUUCAGUCUCCUCACUUAAUUUGUAUACGUAUCAUUGUUUCUUUCUCUCAAUAUAACCACAGCUCUUCCAUGCACCAAAGAAGCCUCUCCUUAGAAAAAAUCACGGGGCUGCCACUGUUCACCUUUAGAGUCUAGACUACUAGUAUUAUAAAGUAUCAUUGUUCUCCUUAGCUCUAUCAGUCGAGUCGUGUUUCUCCUGGUGGACCAAUGUGAGUGUUGUCCCAUCCUCCACACAGGGACCUCUGCCUCUGUGUGCACAACAAUGUAACCCAUCGCCUCUUGGCUUGCUUACCAUAUUUAUUUUUAGUGUUUGUUCAGUGUUUUUACAUAGUCAUGCAGAUAACAACCAGCAGCUGUGUGUCAUUCAGUAUUACUUUGUGAUUGUUGGAUUUUCAGGUGACCCAAGAAGAGAUUUGCCAGGUUUAUAUUUGUAUAUGAUGAAGCUCUUGUUUCAUCCCCAUAAUAGUGUUGGCUUCAUGAGGGUCUUUGCCUUCAGUCACAAACUAUGUCCACGGAGCAGAGUUAUUGACUGCAUGGCUGAUGAUGUAGAUUAUAUUACUGUGUUUGUUGUACCAAAUUGAGAGCCUUCCAGACCUGCACAUCAUAUGCUGUGCAGAAGAGUAGUAGACAAAGAACAAGGCCUGUGGCUGUUGUGCCAGAUGUCAGUUCACUGCGGGAGGUUGAUGGAUGUGGUGGCAGGAGGGUGUUUCAAAGGGCUGCAGGGUGUGUAGGUUAUGCCAACAAGGAAUUCAGCACAUGACAGGUUUCUCUUUGGUCAGAAUGGAAUGAAAAACAUUAUCUUGUUCUUCCCUGUUGUAUGGAGUUUCAUCAAAUGUUUCAUGAUUACUGGAGCAUAUCAGUGAUUGGAACAGUGGUCAAGUUUGGUGCAUCAGAAUUGGCAUACUAGAACUUUUUGGAUCCUUCCAUCAGCCACCUCAAGUUUUUAAACUUUGACAUUUUUAUUCCAGAUCACUAAAGUCCUCGAUGCCUUUUGAUAAAUAGUAAUACCAUGUUGGGGCGGAUCUUUACUGCAGAAGGUGCGUCAGUAUAGGAGUGUGGCCCCAGCCUUCCCCUAGCUCACUGGUGAUCUAGAUUAAUGACCCCCUUCGUUAUUAACCUUGUAGUGUGCUGGAGGGUUGAUCUGACCACUAGAGUAGAGAACCUGGCAACUAGUGCUUAUUUUAUACUAGGCUGAACUGACCUCAACCCAAGAUCUCCCCAGCAUCAGUCACCUGCCAGCUGGCAGUUGACUGUCUCAUCUGCUCAACCCACGCUCUAACAGGCAAACAUCAUAGUCACAGCUGUAUAGGGGCCUUUAUAAGCUUGAGCUUGAUGGUGACGCUGACAAAGUGUUGACUUUUGAAGUUCCAUUAGGUUGCAAGUUGUGCAGUUAAUAAGCUUUGAGCCACAACUACAGAGCAGUGAGCACUGUGAUGUACAGUGAGGUGGGGUUUCAUCAUGCUGUAUAUGGUUGUCACAUCCCCAUCAGUAAUGUGCUUUACAGUGCAUAAUUUGUCACUGCACUGUAGGUGAGGGGCUGCCACCACCAAGCUGUACAUCACUGUGUUGCCUCAGCUUCAAACUGUGUCCACGCCCUAGCCCAGUGCUGUACAGCUGACUGCUGAACCAUCUUUGCUAAACAAGAAGGAGAGCCUCUGCAGCAUAGUGUAGCAGCCAUAAUAGCUUGUUGCUGAGCUGUCUUUUUAAAGGUUGUGAGGCGUCUUGGUAAGAGCCUGAACAGACUUCGUAGCCGCAGUGGUGACUUGCAUGGUGUUCGUUGUGGUGUCUCCUGGAGUGUUCCAUGAGUGUGUAUAUAGCUACAUGUGUUCCUUGUUUGUGUCCAGACCAACACUGACCUGCCGCUGCUGAUAGUAAUCCUGGCCAUCCAGUUGACCAGCAGGACAUAGCUUUAACAGUAGAGGCCCUAAUCUUUAUAGACCAUGUGAAGUUCAAUGAUAAUUUUAGAACACAAUGUUCAUAACACAGAUAAUGUUUGUCCAUAGUAUACCUAAGCCCUCUGUUAGUUUAUACUGCCAUUGUUUGUUCUGUUCCUACUAAAGUUUAUAUAUUUUGGUUUUGCGUACUUGUCAUCGAGGGAGUGUUUGGGUUAAUUAAUAUCACCUGUGAGAAUCAAUGCAAACAGCGAUACGCCUCCACACAUGAGCUUGACAAUGUAGCACAAAGGAUUGAAGCUUCUGUACUUCCUAUAUAACUUUUUUUUUCUGCUAGUCAAGUCAUUCGCCCAUCAUCUGUACAUGGCAUGAACAAUGUCAGUAAAAAUCAUAAAUUAAAUGGAUAUUUUAUUGA